This is a messenger RNA of Drosophila persimilis, 2008 nucleotides long. RefSeq names its product caspase Dronc (gene Dronc). Bases 280 to 1653 code for a protein of 457 amino acids. Gene Ontology annotation, biological process: proteolysis. The transcript has 2 exons. Gene Ontology annotation, molecular function: cysteine-type endopeptidase activity. The record is from RefSeq and is a predicted model, not a curated record. Lineage: Eukaryota; Metazoa; Arthropoda; Insecta; Diptera; Drosophilidae.
UCAAUAUAUGCUAAGUAAUUUGCUUUUGAAAAAAUAAGGAACACGCCAGCAAGAGAGUUGCUGUGAAGUUUGCUGCUGCGAGCGCGAAUACGAAGACAAAGAAACGAGAACAGCAACUUCGUCCGAAAGUCGUCCAGUCACGGAGAGACGGAAAGACCUCCUCAUUCCGAAGGUGACUCAUUGCCAAUAUCACUGCCAAUUGGAGAUUGAAACUGCCAGAACAAUUCGAUCAAUUUUCCCCACUGUCCUUCACACCGCCUCCAUAUAAGUGCUUCCAAGAUGCAGCAUUCGAGGCGAGAAAUCGGAAUGCUCCAAAAGCAUCGCGAUCACAUCAACGAGCACCUCGAUGAGCUGGUGAAAUGCACCAACUACACGCGCAUCAGGGAGGAGUGUGUUCGAAUAAACCUGUUGUCGCCCGACAUGCUGCGCAAUGUCGAAGACCUCAGCGGCGCAGGUUUUAACAUGAGCAAGGAGGACAGCCAGCUGGAGCAGCACAGGCGGCUCCUAAUCAAGAUAACCAAGCGUGGUCCAGCGGCCUACAACCAGCUCAUUACUGUCCUGCGCAAUGUGGGGAGUCUUCAGGCGGUGAAGCUGCUGGAGGAUGUUUCCGAGCAGAAUUCCGGCUCCCCCUUCAUAUCCAUCAACGAGAGGAAGAUCACCCGCAAGUCGGCCGACAUAGUGGAUACCCCGUCGCCAUCGCCGACGGCGACGGCGGACAGAAAUGGUGCAUGUGUCAGCAAGAGAGAAUACAAUGAAGCAGGUGGACCGCUAAUCCCCUACACGGAGCCCGUUGACGGACAAAAGCGUGACGUCAAGAAGUCGGACAGAGUCCACACUGACGAAGUGGUUGGCACGUACAACAUGCAGUCGCAGCAUUAUCGGGGCGUGCUGUUGAUGAUCAAUAUCAUAGACUUUCCGGAUACUGAGCGCAAGAGGAACGGGGCCGAAGUAGACAGCGAUUCGCUGAUCCACCUGUUCAGGGAAAUGGGCUUCACGAUAUUCGCCUACAACAACAUGAACCAGGAGCAGUUCUUCGACACACUCGGCAAGGUCACUUCGUCGAAGUACGCACAGCAGACCGAGUGCUUUGUAAUGGUGCUGAUGACGCACGGCGAGCGUGUCGGGGAAAUGGAUAAAGUGGAGUUUGGCGACGGCUCGGUGGUGGAUGUCCACAAGAUCAAGAACUAUUUCCAGGCCAGUGUGAGCCCGUACUUGGUGCACAAGCCAAAGGUGUUGAUCUUUCCCUUUUGUCGGGGCAGAGAAGCCGAUCUGGGGCAGCGCAUUAACCACUUUGACUCCAUAGGCACUGCGGCUUCCCGGCUGAGUCGUCAGGAGGAGACUGUUGUUGAGACCGAGGGCAGACCCUCCACCUAUACCAAUGUCCCAUCCCUGUCAGACACUCUGGUCUGCUAUGCCAGCACCCCGGGUUAUGUGACCCAUCGUGACGCCGAGUCGGGCAGCUGGUACAUCCAGACGUUCUGCGACAUGAUGGCCGACCACGCCCAUAACACGCCCGUGGAGGAUAUACUGAAGAAGACCAACGAGCUGGUGGGCCACAUGAGGACCAGCAAGGGCUCCAUGCAGACGGGCUCCUUCGAUAAUCUCGGCUUUAAUAAGAAACUCUACUUCAAUCCUGGCUUCUACACGGAAUAGCCACUGCCAUUGCAUAUAAUGAAAGCAUUCCUGACUGAAUAUUUGCAUUUCUUGUAUGUAUCUAUGUAAGUUUCGUCGCAUUUAUGUAUUUUAGAUUAUGUGUCUUGUGCUCUCGUGUGCUAAAUACUCUCAAUACUGUGUCCUGUCUCUCUAUUUGUCCAAAUACUCAGCCCUCUUUUUACAUUUUGUAUUUACCUCCUUAGAGGUAUGAUAAGGAAUUUUAGUGAUAGUUAUUAGUGAUCAAAGUGGUUACCAUAAAGUAUGACAAUUCUAGAUGCAAUAUACACUCCCCUCAAUUGAUUAUACAUACAUUUGCAUAAUAAAAUUCGAUCGAUUCCCAUAUCUUUUGAUGAAG